Anthostomella pinea is the source of this 642-nucleotide messenger RNA. Lineage: Eukaryota; Fungi; Ascomycota; Sordariomycetes; Xylariales; Xylariaceae. The record is from the annotation of a GenBank genome assembly.
AUGGCGACCCCAGCAGCGAAACCGAAGGCGAAGCUCGACGUCGACGUCACAAAGCCGACACCGUACACCUUUGACCUCGGCCUCCUCCUAGCCAACGACCCCAACCCCCUCACGACCUCGACCCCGUCCGCCGGCAGCACGCCCAGCACGACCAGCAUGACCUCCUCCUCAGCUCUCGAAGCGCAACUAGCCGCCACAGCCCGCGACGGCGCACAAGCCCUAAUAGCGCAAUUCUUCCGCUCAUGCCCCCUAACAUCCACCCCAUCAGGCGCGCUCUUCACCCUUCCCCCGAUCUCGACCCCGCUGCCGCGCGAGAAGCCGCUCCCCGAAACCAAACAACCAACAACGUGGGAGAAGUUCGCGGCGCGGCGGGGCAUCAAGCCCAAGACGCGCGAGCAGCGGCGCGCCAAGGGCACGCAGUACAACGAGGCGACGGGCGCGUGGGAGCGCACGUGGGGGUACGACAAGGGCGGCGCCGCCAAGCGCCGCGAGGAGGGCCACGUGCAGCAGGACUGGCUGGUUGAGGUCGACGACAAGGGCGACAAGACCGCCGGCGAGGUGCGCGAGAAGAACCGGAGCGGCGGCAGGAGCGGCGUCAAGAAGAGCGUCGGCACCAGUGGGAAGAAGCGAAGAACGGCGUGA